Pyrus x bretschneideri (Chinese white pear) is the source of this 725-nucleotide messenger RNA. RefSeq names its product FCS-Like Zinc finger 3. Bases 58 to 345 code for a protein of 95 amino acids. The transcript has 2 exons. The record is from RefSeq and is a predicted model, not a curated record. NCBI's taxonomy places the organism in Eukaryota, Viridiplantae, Streptophyta, Magnoliopsida, Rosales, Rosaceae.
GUCCGAGUCCAACAAUAUUUUCUUCCUCUCAGCUCCUCUAAUUUUACUUUUUGAAGCAUGAGGACUGGUAUGUUCUCCUACACCACAUAUGAAGAUCAAACAAAUGAGCCUCACUUCCUUGAUGCCUGUCAUCUUUGUAGAAAACCACUUGGAAACAACUCAGACAUCUUCAUGUACAGGGGUAACACACCAUUUUGCAGUAGAGAUUGUAGGCAAGAAGAGAUAAAGUUCGAUGAGAACAAGGAGAAGAGCUGGAAGGUUACUUCCAGCAGAAGAAAGUCGGAUCCCAACAAGAACUCCACCCCCAACAAAAAUGUACGGACGGGAUCUGUUGCUGUAGCCUGAUUGAUCUGAGACUGUAGAGAUUGUUGGUGGAGAUUGUUAUUAAGCUUACAGAUCAUGGUGGAUGUGAUCAAUAUGUAAGGUAGUGGGGAAGGAUGAGAGGAUGAUGGCCGAUCGGAUAGGAUGUCAGGAUUCAAAUCCCAAGGAAAAGAAGGUAAAUAGGAAACUGUGGCCAAUUGGAUAACAUAAAAUUAAGGAGAAGAAAUCAAGAAAAACCCACCAGAAGAAUUUUGUUUUUUGUUGUGGUUGAUGUUUGCAAGUCAAAGAGCAUCCUGUUAAGGGAAGGUUAAUUUGUAAAGUUUUGUUAGUGAUCGAUCAUCUUUGAUUACUUCUCAAAGGAUGUUAAGACAUUGAAAAGUUUAUUCAAAGAGAUUUUCGUAUGA